UUUCACUUGGAACUGAAGGAUCGCGGUUGCUUGUUUGUAACACGGGAUGUCUGCUAUUGUGACGCAUCCCGGAAGUAAUGUUUGGAGCCUAGUUGUAGUCGGAUUGGAAGUUGCCACGUCUGAGUGGGAUACAGACUUCGUACGGGAGUGAAAACAGACAAAAUUAACAAGAAAUAUAACAGAUUAUAUUUACCAUGGUAUCAGUUAUCAAUACUGUGGACACGUCCCACGAGGACAUGAUUCAUGAUGCGCAGAUGGAUUAUUAUGGCACACGGCUUGCCACCUGCUCCUCAGACAGAUCUGUUAAAAUAUUUGAUGUAAAAAACGGAGGACAGAUCCUUGUGGCUGACCUGAGAGGUCAUGAAGGCCCAGUUUGGCAGGUGGCCUGGGCUCAUCCAAUGUACGGGAACAUCUUGGCGUCCUGCUCCUAUGACAGAAAAGUUAUCAUUUGGAAAGAGGAGAAUGGGGCAUGGGACAAGAUGUAUGAAUACACAGGCCAUGAUUCUUCAGUAAACUCUGUAUGUUGGGGGCCAUAUGACUUUGGAUUGCUUCUGGCCUGCGGGAGCUCAGACGGUGCCAUCUCAUUGCUCACCUUAACAGGGGACGGACAGUGGGAUAUAAAGAAGAUUAGCAAUGCACACACGAUUGGUUGCAAUGCAGUGAGCUGGGCUCCUGCUGUUGUACCUGGCAGUCUCAUUGAUCAGCCCUCGGGACAGAAACCAAACUACAUCAAGAGAUUUGUAUCGGGAGGAUGCGACAACCUGGUCAAACUCUGGAAAGAAGAGGAUGGUCAGUGGAAAGAAGAUCAGAAACUUGAGGCACACAGUGACUGGGUGAGGGAUGUAGCCUGGGCUCCAUCAAUAGGGCUUCCUACCAGCUCAAUUGCCAGCUGUUCACAGGAUGGCAGAGUCUUCAUCUGGAUGUGCGAUGACCCUGCUGGAAACGCAUGGACAGCCAAACUUCUUCACAAAUUCAAUGAUGUAGUUUGGCAUGUCAGCUGGUCUAUCACAGGAAAUAUCCUUGCUGUGUCUGGGGGAGACAAUAAGGUGACUUUGUGGAAAGAAUCCGUGGAUGGCCAGUGGGCUUGCAUCAGUGACGUCAACAAAGGGCAGGGAGCAGUGUCAGCCAUAGCAGAAGGACAGCAGAGCGAACAGUGAAGGAGCAAUGGCACUGGAGGAGCAUUCUAAUUUAACAUCAUUCCACAGGAAAGGGGAGGCUCGAAAUGCCCUGAUGUGCCAGCUGAAUAUGAUAUUCAUAGCAGAAUCUGAAUUGAUUUCCCUGCCAUUAACAAGAAAAGGACCUUUUUACAACCACCCUACCCCCUUCAUGUAAUAUAUAUAUAUAUAUAUAUAUAUAUAUAUAUAUAUAUAUAUAUAUUAAAAGACAAAACCCAACAGCAUUGAUAUAAUUGUUUCAGCCUUAAUUUUGUAUGGAUAUUUAAAACUUCAAUCAGAUUUUUUUUUGUUUUUUUGUCGCUCCAAAAAUAAAUUAUCGGUCAGAUUAUUAUUAUUUUUAUUGCAUUGUUUUAAGAUAUGUUGUGGUUCUCAGGCUCCUCACUUAUAUAAAUAAAUGUUUAAUAAACCUGUUGAUUUAA
This is a messenger RNA of Acipenser ruthenus (sterlet), 1594 nucleotides long. RefSeq names its product protein SEC13 homolog. Gene Ontology annotation, biological process: COPII-coated vesicle budding; positive regulation of TOR signaling; protein import into nucleus. Gene Ontology annotation, molecular function: structural molecule activity; protein binding. The transcript is spliced from 9 exons. Bases 195 to 1157 code for a protein of 320 amino acids. Gene Ontology annotation, cellular component: nuclear pore outer ring; COPII vesicle coat. NCBI's taxonomy places the organism in Eukaryota, Metazoa, Chordata, Actinopteri, Acipenseriformes, Acipenseridae. The record is from RefSeq and is a predicted model, not a curated record.